AUGGAAGUAUUCAAUGAAUACACUCUGUACCAUGGGUGGAUGAAGCUUUAUCUGGAGUAUCAAAGAUGGAAUUGUAUGCUAAGGCUUAGUGCCAGUAUAGAGCUUGAAGUCUUUAUGGAUGUGCCGAUCUUUAUCCGUACAUAUUACCGACCUGCGAACAUGGAUGAUUCGUUCAGGUACGGGAUAAUAUUUAGGAUGUACGAUUUGGCUGUCUAGUUACAGUGGGGCAAUGUCAUGAAAUUGCUACCAGUAACUAAGACUCAAGUAGAGACAAAAAAAAAACCACUCAAUUUGAAUUGGUGGUUAACAGAAGGCCAUUUCAACUUAUGCUCUAAAAAGAUAGAAAGCAUUGUUGAUAAAGCCCUCUCUUUAUAUAAAGAGGGCUUUGCGCAUUCGGAUAAAGGAAGAUUCUGAUAUUCACAUAGGUAUUUAAGCCUACUUCGGGGAUCUGAACAGCUUCCCCUCAAAUGGGAGCCGUUUAAGUCAUCUUAAAAGAGUCCUCGACUGUAUUGGAAAAACAAAAAGUCCAAUAUGGCAGGAGAUCUCUAAUUUUAUUGAGAGCUUCCAAUCAAAUUAGAUUGUAAAGUAGUAGUCUUGUGUAAAAAAAACCUGGUGGGGCGGGGUCCAAGCAAGCGUAAGGGGAGGAGGGCUAGGGUGGAAGGGUCGUCGAAGGAGAUGCAUUUCUAGUAUAAGUGGUAUUGGACAAGAUCUCAGGGAAUCAUCUCUUUCAGAUUUCUGCCUUUCUUUCCCAUGACGACUAGGAAAAGGCAAAUCAAAAAUUUUACUUCGAAUUUUGGACCUCAACAUCCUGCUGCUCAUGGUGUUUCACGAUUAAUAUUGGAAAUGAACGGAGAAGUGGUGGAACAUGCGGAACCACUUAUUGGAUCACUCCAGUGCGGCACGAAGCCGCUGACGCCGAGUCGGCUCCUAUGCCGCUAGCUAUGCCCUGCUUGGUCCCCCAGCACGGUGGAGGUUCCAUAGCGGGUCAUGAGCACCGGGCUAAGGGGUGAAGUCACUCGACUGAAAGGAGAGGGCGUAAGCAUGACUCGAGCACCUGUCUAGAGAGGGGUGGUUGAGCAACUCAAGUGAACCACCCUACCUUACUACAACAUAGGGACAGAGGGGAGAAGGUUGUGAAGGUGGCCUCGUUAUCCACACCUCUGGUCGGAUGAAUGGAGGACCGCCCGACCCGGUUUUCAUGAGCGUUGGCGGGUCUUGCAGUGCCUGUCAAAGGCGCUAGCGCAUACCCCGGGGUGAUCAUCAUCACCUGCACCUCACACCUCGGCGUAGUGGAACGUGUAACCCGCCUGCUGUCUCAUUCAACUACAUUUGUUCCUGUAAUCUAUAGCCUAACAGAAGGCAGCGUCGAGGGGCUUUAUCAACUCGACUGAAAGGAGAGGAGAGAAAUUCCCAUACAGCCAGCGGGGAGGAUGGCAUUACAGGCAAGACCGUCUGGCGAGAACGCACCAGGGGCGAAGCGUGGUAGGCGUGCGCCGGGUGAGCAUAGGGGGAAAGGGAUCCCGGACGGUGGAAGAGCCAGGGGAGGCCGGGUCAUUUGACGGAAAUGGAAGGAGGAACCCUCUUAUAGAAAGCCCUAUGAAGUUAAGGGAAGUGAAUGAAUUCUUGGAAAAAUAGGGAGCGAGCUAAUAUAUAAAAUGUAAGAUAGUCAAUUAUUCAAUGAAUAGAUGAUAAAGUCAACCAUACGACUGAAUAGCUUCCGAGGUCGAGCAGUCUCAAUUUCACAACAGGAUUUACGAAUGAAUGUUGGGCUGGGCCACCUCGAAUGGCAUGAGCCGCAUGCGGGGAGACCCGCACGUACGGUUUUUAGGGGGACCUGUCCGAAAGACCGGCCGGCGCCCACCCGAC
This is a messenger RNA of Brassica napus (rape), 1866 nucleotides long. RefSeq lists its product as uncharacterized. Lineage: Eukaryota; Viridiplantae; Streptophyta; Magnoliopsida; Brassicales; Brassicaceae. The record is from RefSeq and is a predicted model, not a curated record.